Molecule: messenger RNA, 798 nt
Organism: Arctia plantaginis
Lineage: Eukaryota; Metazoa; Arthropoda; Insecta; Lepidoptera; Erebidae
Source: the annotation of a GenBank genome assembly
AUGAAUAAGUUAAAAUCGUCACAGAGAGACAAAGUAAAAAAGUUCGUCGCAUUUACUCAGACGAGCGAGAGCACGGCGAUAUACUGUUUGUCUCAGAACGAUUGGAAACUGGACCUCGCAAGCGACAACUAUUUUCAGAAUCCUGAAGCGUACUAUAAGGACUCUAUAAAGGCGACUAUCGAUAGGAAAAAGAUAGAACAGCUAUUCACUAAGUAUAGAGACCAACAAGAGAGUAACAAGAUCACAGUAGAUGGUGUGAUGAAGUUUUUAGAAGACCUUAAUCUAAGUCCAGAAUCAAUUCUAGUUCUUAUUAUAGCAUGGAAGUGUAAAGCAGCAGUGCAAUGCGAGUUUACUAGAGAGGAGUUCACAACAGGAUUCAUAGAACUCGGGGCUGAUAGUAUAGAGAAAUUAAAAGCUAAAUUACCAACAUUUGAGGCAGAGAUAAAGGACCAGAAUAAGUUUAAAGACUUCUAUCAUUUUACAUUCAAUUAUGCAAAGAAUCCAGGCCAGAAAGGACUCGAACUGGACAUGGCCAUAGCUUAUUGGAAUAUUGUGCUCCGUGGCAGAUUUAAAUUCCUAGAUGCUUGGUGUAAAUUUCUUAUGGAGCAUCACAAGAGAUCCAUACCCAAAGACACUUGGAACUUGCUGUUAGACUUUGCAACGCAGAUCGACGACGGCAUGAGCAACUACGACGCAGAGGGCGCGUGGCCCGUGCUCAUCGACGACUUCGUGGAGUGGUGCCAGAAGCAAGGGCUGACGGCCGACGCGGCGAAGGCACUAGAGCCGGCGUCAGGCUAG